ACAAAAAACUGCAAAAAGUCAACAAGGGUAACCUCUGCCUUUUUUGUGUGUUUUGCGGACAUUGAAACAAGACUUUCUUAAUUCUUAACAUUUUUUAUUGUUUCUUAAUUCUCAAUAAACAAUAAUUGUUUCCUAUUAAUAAGCUCUUUCUAGUUUCUAUCAGAAUAAAUUUUUCUGUGUUUGUUUUCAGUGAUUGAUUUGUCUCUUUCUCUUCUUUCCGCAACAAAACGGCAGAAUCCGUGACCACCCACUUCCUAUAUAGAUCUUCCCUCUCAUUUUUUCUGUAAAAAGUUCAGAUUUUUGGAUUGAUCACAAAAUUUGAUCAUCUGGGUAUUGAAAAUUAUCAUCUGAGUAAUAAUUCAGAGCUGUUUGAAAAUUUUGUAUUUUUUUUUUUGAAAAUUUCGGUUUUGAAUAUUAGCUGAAGAAGUAGAUGUUGAGAGAUAGUUGAACAAAAUGGAUAGUCUCUGUUGCUUCAACUCUUCCAGAAAGGGUGUUGGAGGACGUUCUUCAUGUAGCUCUGGCAAAGGCAAGAGCCUUCAGUGCCCUCUUAAGUAUGGCUUUUGCUUAGUUGAAGGGACACAAGACCACACAAUGGAGGACUUUCACGUUGCGAAAAUUGUCCAGUUUAACGGCCGAGAGUUGGGACUUUUUGCUAUAUUUGAUGGACACUUGGGUGACACUGUGCCUGCCUAUUUACAAAAACAUCUCUUUUCUAAUAUCUUGAAGGAAGAGAACUUUUGGACUGAUCCAAACAGUUCGAUCAUCGAAGCUUAUGAGGCAACGGAUCAGGCCAUUCUAUCUCAUAAUCCUGAUUUGGGGCGAGGGGGAUCGACUGCAGUGACAGCCAUUCUUAUAAAUAAUCAGAAGUUAUGGAUAGCAAAUGUUGGAGAUUCACGGGCUGUUCUUUCGAGGAAAGGCGUCGCUAUACAGAUGAGUAUUGAUCAUGAGCCUAAUACUGAAAGACGCAUCAUCGAGAAUAAAGGAGGCUUUGUCUCGAACCUUCCAGGAGAUGUUGCUAGAGUGAAUGGACAGCUUGCAGUUGCUCGUGCAUUUGGAGACAGAAACCUGAAGUCACACUUACGAUCUGAUCCAGACGUACAACCUGAAGAUAUCGAUCAAGAUACUGAGCUCUUGAUACUUGCUAGUGAUGGUCUAUGGAAGGUAAUGGCAAACCAAGAAGCAGUUGAUAUUGCCAUAAAGAUAAAAGAUACACAAAAGGCAGCUAAACAACUAAUUGCAGAAGCAUUGAAAAGAGAGAGUAGGGAUGACAUUUCCUGCAUUGUUGUUCGAUUCAAGUGAUAAUACAUUUGUUCGAAAAUCUCAUGAAAUCAAUUAUUAGUUUGGAAUUUUAUGCAGCAUAGGGUUUGCUCAUUUUCCUAUGUAAAAUUCAAUUUGAAUUUCUCUUAAAUCCAAUUAGGUGGUACCAUUUAGUAUUUCUUGAUUUCUUUUGUGUAGAUUGAUGCCGUCAUUUUUUUUUCUUCUUAGCAAUUUGCAUUAUGACAUGAGGCAGUGUGACAUAUAUUUUUACAUUGAACAUGUAUGCUGGAAUUUAUGGGUUUGUUGACAACAAAAAAUGCAUGGUAUACAUGACUUGCUAGCA
Trifolium pratense (red clover) is the source of this 1600-nucleotide messenger RNA. Its product is annotated as probable protein phosphatase 2C 10. The coding region runs from base 454 to 1299 and encodes 281 amino acids. Gene Ontology annotation, molecular function: protein serine/threonine phosphatase activity. The transcript has 5 exons. Gene Ontology annotation, biological process: protein dephosphorylation. The record is from RefSeq and is a predicted model, not a curated record. NCBI's taxonomy places the organism in Eukaryota, Viridiplantae, Streptophyta, Magnoliopsida, Fabales, Fabaceae. Gene Ontology annotation, cellular component: cytosol; nucleus.